Molecule: messenger RNA, 1102 nt
Organism: Gallus gallus (chicken)
Lineage: Eukaryota; Metazoa; Chordata; Aves; Galliformes; Phasianidae
Gene: CHIR3A2
Product: platelet glycoprotein VI-like
Exons: 5
Coding region: 1-786 (261 amino acids)
Source: RefSeq, a predicted model, not a curated record
AUGGCGCUGGCCCUCAUCUUGGGUUGUGUCCUAGUGCCCCGACCCUCCCUGUCGCUGCACCCCAGCCAGGGGGUGUCCCUGGGGGACACUGUCACCCUGCGCUGCUACCUGCCCCAGCCAGCUGCCUGGGUCUGGCUGUACCAGGAAGGAGGUAGGACACACAACAAGUACAAGGACAAGGAGCAGGAUGCAGUCGAGUUCUCUUUCGGUAACACAAGUUGGAAACAUGCGGGGACUUAUCGGUGCCAGUACCAUGUGUCUGAGCCACUGGGGACUUCAGAGAAGAGCGAUCCUGUGGAGCUGGUGCUGACAGAUCACAGUUUUCGUCCACCCAACAUUUUGCUGAGAUCUGAGGAACCUGUGGUGUUGGGGAGUAACGUCACCAUCUGGUGCUGGAGACAGAGUUAUGGGGGCACCAUCUGCCUGCACAAGGAUGGGCGCUCGGUCCCCAUCCGGUGCCAGCACACUAAUUGGGCUGGCAUGGCCACCUUCACACUCUCUGGGGUAACUCAAGCCGACACCGGCACCUAUAGGUGCUCCUACCGACCUGAGGGCCGCCACCUUCUGUCCUCACCUCUUGGGGAGAAAGUGGCACUGGAAAUGACACCCACACCUGCACACCCAGGUGCUGGAGGACUACCUCAUGGGAACCUGGUGGUGGCAGUGGUGAGGGGCUGCGCUGCCGUCCUCGUCUUCUUCCUCGGCCUCUUCUUUGUCCUCGAUGCCCGCAGUCUCUGGAUACAAAGAGACAGGAGCCCUGGAGCUGAACAAAUUCAAUGGCUUUGAAACUCUAAAGAACCCCUUUUGUUCCCUGCAGGUGUACUCUGCCUCCAUGUUGACACCAUAUCCACCUCCCUACCUCUCCCACCUCUUUUUCAAUCUCCUAUGGUGUGCCCUUCCUCAUCUUCCAUCCCGUAUAGGUGGAUAAACCCACAAGUCCAAUGUCCCGACUCCACUUCCAUGCACAAUUGAUACCCCUCAUGGUCCCCGCUCCAUUCACUGUCUCCAUGACCUUCGCCCUGCUCCCCUCCUUGUUUUGAUGAUCGUCGUGCCCCCACAGAAAGACAGAGACCAUGCAGUUCCAGGGCAGUGCCAGGGUCUG